UUGCAGUAUCAUAAAUGGAAGUGGUAUUCACCGGAUAUGUUUUCCUGGUCUACAAAAUCCAAAAUCAUUGAGCAGUACUGUUCAGUUUAGCUCAUACUCCCGAUCCGAGUGGUGUUUCUAAGUAAAAUGCGGCGUCAAGUGAUAGUGCUACUGAUUUCAGCAUGCGUGGCUCUGGCAAGUGCCGGAAUCUGCCAAGACAUAAUAAAGAAGCACACGGUUGAUCGUCCAUUUUUCAAAGUCGUCGAAUCACAAGGAAUCGAAAUUUACUAUCCUAAGAAAGGCGAUCAAGAGAUGUUCGGCAUCAAAAUCUACAAGAACAAGGAUAUCAGGAAAAAGAACCUUGCCUGUGAUCUGUGUGUCAAUACAACUCUCGUCGAGGACGGUUGUUUCAAAAUUACAAGUACAGCGCUGACUGUUGAGGUCAGAGAUAUUUUGAAGUAUGUAACGCUCGCCAAGUUUACCGGUUCGUCUAAUGUUACGGUGGCUCCUUCCAAGAAGGCGGAAUUUAUAGAUUUUGUAAUUCCAACGGAAUGUGUUUGCCGCGAUCCACCCGGUGGAUAUUGUGCGAAGGCUUCGAACAAAAUCAUUGACUAUCGACCUUUGUUCAAGUUGCAUGAACAGACCAGAAUCGCCGUAUACCUUCCGAAGGCGUCUGCGAUUGGCUUAACGGUCGGGCUAAAAGCAAUCAGGAAUGUGAAUUUCUACCGCGGAAUCGAACAGAACCUUGAUCUGAACAUUCAAUCAUUCACCGAGCGAAAUGGUUGCUUCGUAUAUGAAUCAUUGUUACUUGCACCAAAUUUUGCUCUGGGCGAUUAUUUAAACUAUAUAGUUAUCCGGAAAAAACCUAAUGGAAAGAAAAUACGUACCGAACCGAGAAAGGCAUAUCUGAUGGAUUACUUCAUCCCGUCGUCUUGCUCCUGUCAACCCGACCGGUUCAAUCUGAUCAAGCCUCCACAGUCUUCCAGAAACUAAAUCAGUAAAAAAGCUCCUACUUUAAACUUUUCAUCGGUUAGAAGUACCAUCGGAUUAUCUUCAACAGAAAUGUCAGCCCAACCAUUUCCAUUCCGCCCGGGUCGUGAUAUUCCAUUGCCAUUCAGCCCUCGUCGUUGCAGCAACGUACGGUGGCUGUCAGUUUGGGGCUGUCCGAGACGAACCUUUCGAGGAAAGUGUCAACCCGUUUAUCACGUUUCAGGCAUCUGUUUGCUAACUUUGCGGUUUGGUUUUUGGUAGACUGAAACUAAGAGAACUGGCAUUAUAUAGGCAUUUAAUCACGUUUCCUAUUUUCUCCUUGUAAAAUAUUUGUGUGCUGGUGAUGAAAAAAAACUAUUGCAUUAAUUUAUUGACCUAGAGUGGUGAAACAAUAUAGUUUUAUUAGAGAUUCAAUUUGAUAAAAUACUGUGAAGGCUUACAUACCAAGUAAACAAAAUUAUAAGUGAUAUUAUCCUAUUGGGCAAUACAUUUCAGCGAAAUCAUGCAAGUGAACUGUUAUUCUUAAAAGUGUGUUAGAUAGUGUCGAAUUCCAUUUCACUAACACAGUGAACAGUUAGAUGAACUGCUGCAAAUAACAAAACCAAAAAGUCUGAAUAUAAAUAGAAUAUGUUGAACGAGAGUAAUCACCAAUUUACUUGAUGUUAGUGGUUUCAACCGGAUUUUUUAGUGAUUACCUCGAAAAUUGGUUUAUGGGUGUGAAUAACAAAAUAACUUUUAGCUCGGUUAGGAAUAAAUGAGAUACUGUUCUGACGUCAA
This is a messenger RNA of Topomyia yanbarensis, 1746 nucleotides long. RefSeq lists its product as uncharacterized. Bases 127 to 972 code for a protein of 281 amino acids. The transcript is spliced from 4 exons. Gene Ontology annotation, molecular function: carbohydrate binding. NCBI's taxonomy places the organism in Eukaryota, Metazoa, Arthropoda, Insecta, Diptera, Culicidae. The record is from RefSeq and is a predicted model, not a curated record.